Stylophora pistillata is the source of this 2370-nucleotide messenger RNA. RefSeq lists its product as uncharacterized. The record is from RefSeq and is a predicted model, not a curated record. Lineage: Eukaryota; Metazoa; Cnidaria; Anthozoa; Scleractinia; Pocilloporidae.
AAUUUAAGUUCAGUUUCUCGGAAUCACAAGUAGAUUUCACGCAUGUGUUGUGGUCGGACAUUUGUGAUGGAGUCGCUUCUAAAAAACCUUAAAGAACAUGUAACGUGUUCGAUUUGUCUUGAUACUUACACCAAACCCAAGACCAUUACUUGUCUUCAUACGUAUUGCUGUCAAUGCCUGGAGAGACAUGCACUAACGAGACAAAACCAAGGGUUUUAUCCAUGCCCCGAGUGUCAGGCACAAAUUCGCAUCCCUGAAGGGAAUUGUUUUGAUAAUCUGCCGAGCAGUUUUCUGCACAACAGUUUGUUGAGUCUUCUUGCCGUUCGACGCAGUUGUGAAGGAAGUGAGAUCAGCUGUAGUACAUGCCAGAAGAAGAGCGCUGAGAUCAACUACUGCUUUGAAUGCGAGAAGUUUAUGUGCCCCGACUGUGUGAAAGCACACGAAGUGUUUCGAGAUACUAUGUUUGAGGGGCACAAAGUCACACCAGUGCGACAGUUUCAAGCGGCAGACUAUGGGGCCCUGUUGAAACGGCAGUCAUUUUGCUCAGAGAAGUACCACAAAAAAGGUGUGAUUCGUUUUUUUUGCGUUGACUGUCAAAGAUGUUUGUCCAGUUUGCGUCGCUACAGAUCACAAAAGCCAUGUUGUUUUUCUGCUUGAAAAGGCAGCGGAUGACGAAAAAGCCAAUAUCAUCGUUCAAGCCGAGCUGGUGAAAAAGAAGAAAGAGGUCUGCUGAGAUGUUAUUCGUGAAUUUGAGAAGACGGAACUGGGAUUGAAAGCGAACAUUACCACGGCUAAACGCAAAGUUUCCCAAGCCGCUGAAAAGAUGAUGGGUAAGGUUCGCCAAUUGGAACGUGAAGCCAUGAAUGUUCUCGAAAAGGUUCACGAGUUCAGGAUCGAGAAAUUACAUUUGGAAGAGCAUCGGUUGUCUCUUUGGAAAAGCAACUUGAUCAAGCAGUUGAGUUCAGUAACAAUCUGGUUGAAAGAGGCUCAAGUUGGGAUAUACUGCAAAACAAGAAAAACGUUGAAGAACGAUUCGAAGACCUCAUCAAAACAACAGUACCAGCACUUCCGGUCAGCUCGUUUGUGGAAUUUGUAUUGACAAGUGAACCAGAGAGUUUGAGUCUGGGAUUUACGAAGUUCAGCGAAACAGAUGUGCAAGAAUCGACCGUGGAAGGACUGGAUCAGAAUUUCCAAGCUGGUGUCGAAGCAGUGGUGAUGAUUUGUCCCAAAACAAGCGAAGGAAAAGUUAGCAACAAGUAUAAUACAGAUUGAGUUGAAGUACACAUAGACCCAGCUAAUCAGGUGAGAAGUUUGGUUACGUGUAAUGAGGAAGACGGAAGGUUUCAGACAAACUUUGUAGCGAAAGUACCAGGCACUUAUAAAAUGGAGAUCAAGAUAAAUGGACAGAAACUUUCGGAGAGUCCAUUUGUUAUUCUGGUCAAAGCGCGUGAGCUUAAAGUUGUAGGAAAGUUAGAAGUUCAGGGAGAAAUGCCACAGGGUCCUGUCGGCAUUGCAGUGAACAGUAAAGGUGUGAUUGCUGUCGCCGAUCAUAAAGGUCACUGUAUCCGGGUAUUUGAUGAGACAGGAAAAUUUGUCCGAAAACUCAGUUGUCAAGGAGAAAAAGCUGGGCAAUUAAAGGAACCAGUCGACGUCACUUUCCUAAACGAUGAAGAGAUUCUGGUGGCAGACGUAGGAAACAAUCGAAUACAGCAGUUGAAUGUACAAACAGGAAACUUUGUGAAAAGCUUUGGAAAAAAGGGAAGAGGAGACGGGGAGUUAAAGAACCCCGGAAGUGUUUGUAUUACAAGCGAUAGACGUUUUGUUGUUGUAACAGAGUAUAAUAACAGCAGAAUUAAGGUAUUUUCCAUGGAUGGCGAAGUAGUGUUGAGGUUUGGAGACAGCGGCUCAAAGAGGCUGGAUCAUCCACUCGGCUGUGCUUGCUACGAGGACAAGUUCAUUGUUUCUGACUCAGGUAAUAACUGUGUCAAAGUGUUUGAUGGCAAAGGAAAGUUUUUGUACAAAUUCGGAGAGAAAGGAAACGGUGAUGGACGGUUGGACAAGCCUUGGGGCAUAUGUAUUGACAAAUACGGCAGUAUUCUCGUCUGUGAGAAAUUGAAUAAUCGCAUUCAAAUGUUUACAUUGGAAGGAGCUUUCAUGGGAAAGACAAGUGCUAAUCUGAACUUACAGUGGCCCUGGGCUGUUACUACAAUGCCAGAUGAUCGGAUUUUGAUAACAGACUUUAAAGAAAAUGAAGUAUACAUUCUGAAAUGAAUGCACAUUUAUGACAUUAACAUACGCCGAAUCUUAACCGCCUCCCGGUUAGCUCAAUGGAUAGAGCGCUAGACUGUUGUGCGGAGGUCGAGGGUUCGA